AUGUUUCCCCACAGUUUAGUUGUUUCGCUACUCUGUUAUCAAAAUGAAGUGGUGUUUGCUAACGGUUUCGAUCGCCGCACUCCUCCAGUCGUCGAUUUGUUCCGGAAAUUGGGAAAAAUCAUCUAAUGGAGUUGGAUAUGAGUUGGUUCAAUCGCGACUGGAUGGAAUGCAAUUGAAAUUAACAGAACUUCUUGAAAAGUUCGAAGUUUUGCUGAACCAACAGGUUUCAACCAAUAAACACAUCAAGGAAUUGACAACAAGUUUGGGAUCACGCAGUUGUAGCCAAACGUCAACAAACGUCACCAUUCCGACGGGAUGCGUCACAAUCCGCAGCUAUUUCGCGGACAAAUAUCUGGCCGUCUCGUCGAACUACGAUUCCCAGCGGCGCCAGGUGGCCCUGCAGAGCAACCCCGAGCAGUGGACACUGGUCCGGGAGUCUGGCUUCUACCGGAUAACGCGCCGCCAGGGUCAGGAAGAUUUAUACGCUGCGAUGGGGGACCUGGCUUACGAUGCCCAGCGGCGUCGGAUUUUCACCUGGAUUCCCGGAUUCGGAGAUAAUCAGGGCAAAUGGGAGAUUGAGGAGGCGGCCGGCUUCGCCGGGAUGGUCCACAUCCGGGCUGAGUACUUUGGCGAGUACCUUUAUGCGGCGGAUUUUGAUAAUCAAGUUUUCACUUGGAUUCCGAAGGGAGCGCCGGGAAAGGACUCGCAGUACCUCUGGAAGAUUGAGCAGUGUUAGACGAAAUUAUACUGUUUGACAAAGGUUUACUCACGCAACGUGUACUUGACAGAUUCGAGGUACACUGUAACAAAUCGUCACGUUAAAAUGCCGAGUUUCACUUUUCUAUUUCACGAGUCAAUAACCCAAAAAAAAACCAGGCAAUGAGCGAUGAAACCACCGCAAAUAAAACAACUUCGCGGUCAAUUAAAUCUGCCACGGAA
Messenger RNA from Culex pipiens pallens (northern house mosquito), 939 nucleotides. RefSeq lists its product as uncharacterized. The record is from RefSeq and is a predicted model, not a curated record. The coding region runs from base 44 to 736 and encodes 230 amino acids. NCBI's taxonomy places the organism in Eukaryota, Metazoa, Arthropoda, Insecta, Diptera, Culicidae. The transcript has 3 exons.